This is a messenger RNA of Neodiprion virginianus, 3966 nucleotides long. RefSeq lists its product as uncharacterized. Lineage: Eukaryota; Metazoa; Arthropoda; Insecta; Hymenoptera; Diprionidae. The coding region runs from base 16 to 3417 and encodes 1133 amino acids. The record is from RefSeq and is a predicted model, not a curated record. Gene Ontology annotation, molecular function: iron ion binding; oxidoreductase activity, acting on paired donors, with incorporation or reduction of molecular oxygen; monooxygenase activity. The transcript is spliced from 26 exons.
UGGGAAGAAUUUUCAAUGAUUCUGGGGGGAAUACGUGAUGCGUUGUUUCCCGACUCUAUAAAAACGGUGAAUCCGAACUCAAGUUCCACAGAUCAUUUCAAACCGCGCGAAGACAGGGAUCUUGUCUACCCUCAGCCUGUUGUAUAUUAUAAGACAGAAAGGAUGGACCUUUUGACGGUAGCCAUGCUAUCGGUGGCAUGCUUCGUGUUGUACCGGAUAAUCAGCUUUACAGUCAAGCUGUUGAAAGUUGUAUUGCUCUCCGAAUAUCCGCCUAAUGCCGAUGAACUGCCGAGUCUGCCUUUCGUAGGCCAUGCGUACCUCUUAGUCGGUGGCACUGAAGUUGUCUUGAAGAGGAUACUUGAACUGGGAAAAAUUUAUCCUACGUCGUUUCGAUUUCUGUUUGGUAACAAUUCGGUGUACAUCACAACUUCUCCUCAGCAUAUAAAGGAGAUACUCCUCAGUCCGAAGACCAUUGAGAAAAACUACUUCUACGAAUUCGGGCGACCUUGGAUGGGGGACGGAUUAGUCACCGCUCCUGCCUCAAUAUGGGAAGUGCACCGGAAGCUGCUGCAGCCGUCCUUCAAUCCCGUGGCCCUCAAGUCUUACGUCAAAACAUUUGCCACUCAAUCAGUGAUAAUGACCAAGAGGAUGGACGAGCAAUUGGACGGACCAGAAUUUGAAAUAUACAGAUACGUUUUUCUGAAUUCAUUGGACACAAUUUGCGCGACGGCUAUGGGCAUAAAUUUGGAAGCACAGGUGAACGAAGAAUGUCAGUAUGACGAAGCGAUACGGAAGGUGUUGGCUGGUUUCACCAAACGAGCCGUUAGCCCUUGGCUGUACCCAGACUUUAUUUUUUACCGUACGCCACUUGGCAAGGACCUGAUGAAACAGGUCAAUUAUAUGCACGAGUUGACGGACAGCGUGAUACGACAGAAGAAGGCAGAAAUCGUCCGGCAUGGUGAUCAACGAGUAUCAGCCGAUGAAGAACGAGAUGCAGAUGAUGAUUCCACAGCUGGACCUCAGAUACUGAUAGAGAAUCUCUUCAGACUGUCCGACGACAACAAAACGCUGACGGAUAAAGAGGUCCGGGAUCAUGUUGAUACUAUGAUCGUAGCUGGCAGCGAUACAACGGCCAUCACGAUGAACUACGUGUUGUUGAUGCUGGCAUCCCAUCAAGACAUUCAGGAAAAAGUGUACCAGGAAUUGUGCGACAUCUUCGGAGAACAUGUAUUAAACGACGACAGUGAAGAGUUGCACAUCACGAUGGACGUCUUGGCGAGAAUGGCGUACAUGGAGAGAGUGAUCAAAGAAACUAUGCGCCUGUUUGUCAUUGGACCCGUGACCUUCCGGAAGACGACGGACGAUCUGAAUUUAGGUGGGCAUACUGUGCCAAGAGGAAGUUCGGUCAUGGUCAACGUUAUGGGAGUUCACAGAAGUGAGAAGUACUGGCCCGACCCUCUAAAAUUUGAUCCAGACAGAUUCUUACCUGAAAGAUUCGCAAAACAGGAACCGUACUCUUACUUGCCGUUCAGCGCUGGUCGAAGAAAUUGUAUCGGAGCGAAGUACGCUAUGAUGUUCAUGAAGACAAUGACCGCAACGGUUCUCCGAAAAUAUGUUUUAACCAAGGAUAAAGUGGUACAAGUCGAAGAUGUGCGGCUGAAACUUGAGUUUUUACUGAAAUCUGUCCAUCCUGACACUGUACGGAUUAAGAGACGAGCAAAACAGCAUGCUUCUUAUCUCCUUGAAGCUUUGGAAUUCAUGAAACUCACGGAAGCCGUAGACAUCAAAACCGUCUGGGCACCUUUCUUCCGAAGCCUGAUGGACCUUUUGACGGUAGCCACGCUUUCGGUGGCAUGCAUCGUGUUGUACCGGAUAAUCAACGUCGCACUCAAGGUGUUGAAAAUUGUAUUGCUCUCCGAUUUCCCGUCUAAUGCUGAGGAACUUCCAAGUCUGCCUUUUCUAGGUCAUGCGUAUCUCUUCAUUGGCGACACUGAAGCUAUGUUCAACAGGGUUAUUGAACUGGGGAAAAUUUAUCCUACAACGUUUCAACUUUCGUUUGGUCACAAUUCAACGUACUUCACAACUUUACCUAAACAUAUAAAGGAGAUACUCCUCAGUCCGAAGACCAUUGAGAAAAACUACUUCUACGAAUUCGGACGACCUUGGAUGGGGGACGGAUUAAUCACCGCUCCUGCCUCAAAAUGGGAAGUGCACCGGAAGCUGAUGCAGCCGUCCUUCAAUUCCGUGGCUCUCAAAGGUUUUGUCAAAACAUUUGUCACUCAGUCAGUGAUAAUGGCCAAUAAGAUGGAGCGGCAUUUGGACGGACCAGAAUUCAAAAUAUGCCGAUACGUUUCUCUGUGUUCAUUGGACACAAUUUGCGUGACGGCCAUGGGCAUAAAUUUGAAAGCACAGGAGAGCGAAGAAUGUUGGUACGACGAAGCGAUUCAGAAGGUGUUGGCUGGUUUCGCCAAACGAGCCGUUAGCCCUUGGUUGUACCCGGACUUUAUUUUCUACUGUACGCAACUUGGCAAGGAUCAGACAAAAUACAUCAAGUAUAUGCACGACUUGACUGACGAAGUGAUACGACAGAAGAAGGCAAAAAUCGUCCGGCAUGGUGAUCAACGAGUAUCAGCCGAUGAAGAACGAGAUGCAGAUGAUGAUUCCACAGCUGGACCUCAGAUACUGAUAGAAAAUCUCUUCAGACUAUCCAACGACAACCAAACGUUAACGGAUAAAGACGUCCGGGAUCAUGUUGAUACUAUGAUCGCAGCCGGCAACGAUACAACGGCCAUGACGAUGAACUACUUUUUGUUGAUGCUGGCAUCCCAUCAAGACAUUCAGGAAAAAGUGUACCAGGAAUUGUGCGACAUCUUUGGAGAACAUGUAUUAAACGACGACAGUGAGGAGUUGCACAUCACGAUGGAGGUCUUGGCGAGAAUGGCGUACAUGGAGAGAGCGAUCAAAGAAACUAUGCGCCUGUUUGUCGUUGGACCCACGACCUUCCGGAAGGCAACGGAGGAUCUGGAUUUAGGUCAGUGUACUUUGCCAAAAGGGAGUUCGGUUGUUAUUAACGUUAUGGGAGUUCACAGAAGUGAGAAGUACUGGCCCGACCCUCUAAAAUUUGAUCCAGACAGAUUCUUACCUGAACGGUUUGCAAAACAAGAACCGUACUCCUACUUGCCGUUCAGUGGUGGUCGAAGAAAUUGUAUCGGAGCCAAGUACGCUAUGAUGUUAAUGAAGAUAAUGACCACAAUGAUUCUCCGAAAAUAUGUUUUAUCUAAGGAUAAAGUGGUACCGGUCGAAGAUGUGCGGCUAAGAAUUGAUUUUUUACUGAAAUCUGUUGAACCUGACACUGUACGGAUUAAGAGACGCGCAAAACAGCAUGCCUCUUGGAAAAGCAACAUUGCCUGCGAAUAAUCCUUUCCACUAAAGGGUAGUGAUUCUACUUUGUUUUGUUUUAUCAAAUUAUUUGUUGUUAUUUACUUGUUCUUGUUUUCAAUAUUAUCCGAGAAACGUUCUGUUUUUUCAAGAAUUUUCGCACACAAUUUUCGUCAUUUCUCUCAACUCUCUCAUAUUUUUCAAUUAUUUGACACCCAACAGCACAUAGAUAUUCAAGGCAACAUUACCGUAGAAUUCAUGAUACUUGUGGUUUAAGGGUACAAGAUUUGCGUUUCAUAGUGAUAUUACUCAAUUCAAACUGCUGAAUUGAAAGUACAGUGUUGAGCAACUCAAAGCGUACCAAAAAGUAAAAAGAAAACAAUCAAAAAAGAAUGGUUAUCGAAGUUCAUUGAUUUUGAGUGAACUAAUUUCUUCUAAUUAUAUUAUUAACUGAAUCUAAUUCAUCAACUAGACAUAAUAAUCCAUGUAAAUUGUAUAAUCGCAACUGUCGGCACAAUAUUUUUUUAUAUUCAAAAUAUAUUCUGUAAAUCCAAAUCAUUUCCAUUAUAAAAGUAAAUGCUGCAAAAC